AUGUUCAAUCGUGUUUUUUUUCUCCUCCUGACAGUGGCAGCUCCAGACUUAUUGGACCCUAAAUCUGCCACUCACAACACCAAGCCCCGCCUCUCCUUCUCCACAAAGCCAAUCACACUGACUCCCCGGGAGGAGAGUGAGGUGGUUUCCACAGUCAUGAAAUGGAAGACGGUGACAGCCAUCUUUCUUUUGGUGGUUCUGUACCUGGUAAUGGGAGCAGCCAUCUUCAGAUCUCUGGAGCAGCCUCACGAGAGUGCCCAGCGUUUGGCCAUCCUGUCCCAGAAGCUGGAGUUCCUGUCCAGUCACUCCUGUGUGAACCAGAGCCAGCUGGAGGAGCUGGUGAAGCAAGUUGUGUCUGCAAUCCGUUCAGGAGUAAACCCUGCAGGAGUCCUGACCAACCACAGCAGCCUAUGGGACCUGAACUCUGCCUUCUUCUUUGCUGGGACUGUCAUCACAACAAUUGGUUUUGGAAACAUCUCUCCUCACACAGAGGGUGGAAGAAUAUUCUGCAUCGUCUACGCGUUGCUAGGAAUCCCUCUGUUCGGCUUUCUUUUGGCUGGUGUAGGAGAUCAGCUCGGCACCAUAUUCGGCAAGGGCAUUGCCAGAGUGGAGAAAAUGUUUGUGCACUGGGACAUCAGUCAGACAAAAAUCCGGGUUAUCUCCACGCUGCUGUUUGUGUUGUUCGGCUGCCUGCUGUUUGUGGCGCUCCCAGCAGCCAUCUUUAAAUACAUCGAGGGUUGGUCUGCGCUGGAGUCCCUUUACUUUGUGGUCGUCACACUGACAACCAUUGGAUUUGGGGACUUUGUGGCAGGUGGCUCAGACAUAGAGUACUUAGAUUACUAUAAACCAGUUGUAUGGUUCUGGAUUCUGGUGGGACUGGCCUACUUUGCUGCCAUCCUCAGCAUGAUAGGAGACUGGCUCAGGGUCAUCUCCAAGAGGACGAAAGAAGAGGUCGGAGAGAUCCGUGCUCAUGCUGCAGAGUGGACGGCGAACGUCUCGGCAGAGUUCAAAGAAACCCGUCGUCGUGUCAGCGUCGAGAUCUACGACAAGUUCCAGCGCGCAGCCUCAAUUAAACGCAAACUGUCCACUGACAUGGGAUUUAGCCCCACCCCUGAACUCACUCUGCCCAAGAGGACUGUGUCGGUCAAUUUCAACGACGAACGGGACAAGAAGGAGAAGGAGGCCGGGCUGCAGGGCCUGAUGACGCCUCUGGCCAGAAACGGGGGUUCGCUCAUGAACGGUUUGGAUCCAGAAAGAGGCGAUGGCUCAACCAUCGAACACCUCAAGUAGAGAGACGAUGGCCAACACUUUUCUACAUCCUUCCAAGACCUUUACAUUUGUCAACAGUGCUGAAACCAGAUUAGCUUGACCAGAUAAACAGUUCAUAUUAAAUCAAGUAAAAAGGAUGAUAUGGCGCUUUGUGACCCCAGGAGCGCGUCUUCACCUCUCUGUAACUGGCUGGAGGGAAAGCUGAACACUCCAGUGGAUUUCUGACGACGGGACACUUUCCCCACCUCACCAUCCUCGUUACUACACAGAGACAAAGAGAGAGAAGAACCGUGAAGGAGUUGACCUCGUUGAAAACUCACUCAGUCUCUUGGAAAGAACAACAGUGGUUAAAACCUGCUAUUUACUGUAUAUGGUGACCUAAUGUAGAAAAGUCAGUAGAUUGUCUAAGGUGCCUGGCUGUGGUUUAGGAUACAUUUUAUACUACAAGGCUUUACAACAUACGUACAUUUAUUUCAUUUUAUUUUUUGAGCAUCCUUUUUUUAUGUCUGACUGUAUAGCAGCAAACACUUUGAGGUGACAUGCAGUUAAGGUCCCAGACUAAGUUCAGAUCAUCACCGGUGCAGUUAAUUCCAAUAGUAGCAUCUGAAAUAAUCUGAAUCAAAUGAAUAUGUAUUUUAAU
Hippoglossus stenolepis (Pacific halibut) is the source of this 1909-nucleotide messenger RNA. RefSeq names its product potassium channel subfamily K member 2. NCBI's taxonomy places the organism in Eukaryota, Metazoa, Chordata, Actinopteri, Pleuronectiformes, Pleuronectidae. Bases 1 to 1290 code for a protein of 429 amino acids. Gene Ontology annotation, biological process: potassium ion transmembrane transport; stabilization of membrane potential. Gene Ontology annotation, molecular function: outward rectifier potassium channel activity; potassium ion leak channel activity. Gene Ontology annotation, cellular component: membrane. The record is from RefSeq and is a predicted model, not a curated record. The transcript is spliced from 8 exons.